Messenger RNA from Mangifera indica (mango), 2030 nucleotides. Its product is annotated as MLO-like protein 13. The record is from RefSeq and is a predicted model, not a curated record. Bases 398 to 1852 code for a protein of 484 amino acids. Gene Ontology annotation, biological process: defense response. The transcript is spliced from 14 exons. Gene Ontology annotation, cellular component: membrane. NCBI's taxonomy places the organism in Eukaryota, Viridiplantae, Streptophyta, Magnoliopsida, Sapindales, Anacardiaceae.
UGCUUCCCUACUUUUGGUUUAGUUGAUUAGGUGCUGCAACUCAAAGCUUGGGUGCGUUUGAUAGUUUUUGUUUUUUCCGGAAACGCCUUCUCCUUCACUGAAAGCCAUUUGAAAGAGCGUUUUGAAGGGGUUUAAAAACACAUACAAGCACUCCUGCAAGUAACAAAUCGGUGGAGUCUGUUAUAGGAGUCAUCAUCAGGCAAGCUAAAGCUGGAGAACUGGAAUUGAUUGCUUUUCUCAGAACUUUUGAAAAGAAACAUUAUGUUACAAUGAAUUUACCUAGUCAAAAGUCAUAGCAACAGAAUCUCCAGCUUAAAGAUUGACACUGUUUUGGGGCUCGUUGCUUCUCACACUCGGUCUGCAUUUUAUGCUUUUCCUUUGUAACCACUGACCAGUUAUGGAGGAGGAGUCCAAUUCUAUGGAGCAUACACCAACAUGGGUUGUGGCUGUUGUCUGUUUUGUCAUCAUUCUCAUCUCUUUUUGUGCCGAGCAAGGUCUUCAUAAACUUGGAAAGUGGUUGAAGCGUAACAAGCAAGAUGCUCUCUUUGAGGCCUUGCAAAAAUUACAAGAGGAACUGAUGCUUUUAGGGUUUGUUUCCCUUCUUUUAACCGUUUUUCAAGAUGCAAUAAGCCAUAUAUGCAUGCCAACUUAUCUUGGAUCCUUCAUGCUUCCUUGCAAAAGGCAGACAGUCUCACACAAGGAAUAUUCUCAUGGAGCUGUAAGUUCUCGGCGACAGUUACUGUCUAUAGAAUCUGGUUGGGAGCAUUGUGCAAAUAAGGGGAAGAUUCCAUUUUUAUCAAUGGAAGCAUUGCACCAGCUACAUAUUUUCAUCUUUGUAUUAGCAGUUGUUCACGUCAUCUUUUGUGUGACUAUGAUAAUUCUUGGAGGAUUGAAGAUAAGACAAUGGAAGCAGUGGGAAGAUUCAGUUAAGCAGGCAACAGAGGGUGGUACUCCCAAGGACACUCCUCGACGCCAUCACCAUGAAUUUUUGGUUACACGAGCAAUGGGAUAUUGGAGAAGGGCAGCUGUUGUGAGUUGGAUGAUAUCAUUCCUCAAACAGUUUUAUGGCUCUGUUACUAAGUCAGACUACAUAGCACUGCGACAAGGAUUUAUAAUAACUCAUUGCCCAGCAAGUCCUGGUUUUGAUUUUCAUAAGCACAUGACACAGACACUUGAAAGGGAUCUCAGAAAAGUUGUUGGCAUAAGAUGGCACUUGUGGCUAUUUGUUGUUGUCUUUUUGCUGCUGAAUGUGGCAGGAUGGCACACAUUUUUUUGGUUGUCAUUUCUGCCAAUAGUGCUUCUACUUCUUGUGGGUGCAAAGUUAGAACACAUAAUCACCCGCCUGGCUCAGGAGGCAAAGGAAAAAAGAGAUGAUCCAGAGUUACCAGUGAAUCCAUCCGAUGACCACUUUUGGUUUGGUCGCCCGGGCAUUGUUCUUGACUUGAUACACUUCAUUUUAUUUCAGAAUUCGUUUGAGAUUGCAUUCUUCUUCUCGAUAUGGUGCCUCUAUGGGUUCCAUUCGUGCAUCUUAGAAAAACCGGGUUACAUUAUCCCAAGACUUAUUACAGGUGUGAUUGUUCAAGUUCUCUGCAGUUACAGCACCCUGCCUUUGUAUGCUCUUGUUGCUCUGAUGGGAAGCAAAUUCAGGUGGCCUGAGAAUGUGAGAUCAUCUAUAGACAACUGGGUUUCAACUGUAAAGAUUAGAGGUGAAGCAAGCAAGAGGGGAAGUUCAGAUGCAGACAGGACACAAACGCAGUUGCAGACACACACGCAUAAGAUGACCCAAGAAUCAUCCGAAAUUGAAGAAAUGGUUGUCAUUGAAAAAGCAACACCAAUAACUGAGUUCUCUUAAGUUCCUUAAAAGAUUUUAGAUUGGCCCUCAAGUUUCAAGUAGGAAUUAUUAAUAUUAAUGUGCAUAUUUAACUUAUUUGCCACAGCUUAAAGGUUUGAUUUCGAUGACCAGUAAUUUGAGGCACAAGGAAUUAUAUAAAAACAUUGAAUCAGAUCAUUAAACUGAUUUUUAAACAAAA